UUUCUAUGUUAUGUGUGCGUGUGUAUAAGAAGUGAUGGGAGAAGGUGGGUUCAUUUCAAUAGUGAUAUUUUGCAUUUUGGUUGUGCUGUGGGGUUGGAAGGUGUUAGAAUGGAUAUGGUGGAGGCCCAAGAAGCUGGAGAGGCUUCUCAAGGAACAGGGCAUCAAAGUUACACCAUACAAGUUAUUGCUGGGUGACCUAAAAGAGACGCAGAGGCUUUUCGAGGAAGCUCGGUCCAAGCCUAUUAACCUAUCCCAUGAUAUUGUUCCACGUGUGCUUCCCUUUCAUCUUCAAACCAUACAGAAGUACGGUAAAAAAUCUGCCUUUUGGUUUGGAAGAGAUCCAAGAGUGUAUAUUAUGGAUCCUGACCUCAUAAGGGACAUUCUGAGCAACAAGUUUGGUCACUUUGCGAAGGUCAAAGUAAAUCCACUCUCACGGUUUUUGGCAAGGGGACUUGUAAGCUAUGAGGGUGAAAAAUGGGCCAAACACAGAAGGAUCAUAAACCCUGCCUUUCAUAUGGAAAAAUUAAAGCGCAUGUUAUCGGCAUUUUAUACAAGCUGUAAUGAGAUAGUCAACAAAUGGGAGAAAUUGGUUACAUCAGAAGGUUCUUGCGAACUGGAUGUGUGGCCAGAACUUCGAAAUUUAACGGGGGAUGUCAUCUCUAGGGCAGCAUUUGGUAGCUCCUACGAAGAAGGUAUACGAAUAUUCAAAUUGCAAGAUGAACAAGCCGAGCUCUUAGUGCAAUCUUUUAAGACUGCAUUCAUCCCUGGUUUUAGUUCGCUGCCUAUGAAAAGGAAUAGAAGAAUGAAAGAAAUUGACAGAGAUGUACGAGCCCUUUUAAUGGGUAUCAUCAGCAAGAGACAGAAGGCUAUGGAGAUAGGAGAAGCCAACACAGAUGACUUGUUAGGCUUGUUACUUGAAUCCAACAAGAAGGAGAUUCAAGAACAUAAAAACAAGAACAACGUUGGGUUGACCAUCGAAGAUGUCAUCCAAGAGUGUAAACUCUUCUACUUUGCAGGGCAAGAAACCACAGCUGUUCUGCUUGUUUGGACGAUGAUCGUAUUAAGUAUGCAUUCGGAAUGGCAAGUGCGUGCAAGGGAAGAGGUCUUCCAAGUCUUUGGAAAGAACAAGCCAAAUUUUGAUGGACUAAGCCACCUCAAGAUUGUUACCAUGAUUUUGUAUGAGGUCCUUAGAUUAUAUCCACCAGUGCUGCAGCUUAAUCGAUGUACAUACAAGAACAUAAAACUAGGAGAAAUGUCUUUGCCCCCUGGAAUACAGCUAAUGUUACCUAUAGCCCUUGUUCACCAUGAUCAUGAAGUAUGGGGUGAAGAUGCGGAAGAAUUCAAACCAGAGAGAUUUGCAGAAGGAAUCUCAAAGGCCACAAAGAAUAAAGUCGCAUUUUUCCCAUUUGGUUGGGGGCCUCGAAUAUGCAUUGGGCAGCACUUCGCGACAACAGAAGCAAAGAUGGCUUUAGCAAUGAUUCUACAACAAUUUGCUUUUUAACUUUCACCAUCCUAUGCUCAUGCUCCUACCACUGUAAUAACUCUUCAGCCACAGUAUGGUGCUCAAAUCAUAUUGCAUAAACUGUAGAAUCAUUGCCUCUGUCAUCAUCUGUCGGUGAUCUAUCAUGGAAACUUUCAUUGCAAGUAAUAUAAUAGUUUUAUGUGUUUUAUUCC
Molecule: messenger RNA, 1674 nt
Organism: Telopea speciosissima
Lineage: Eukaryota; Viridiplantae; Streptophyta; Magnoliopsida; Proteales; Proteaceae
Product: cytochrome P450 CYP72A219-like
Exons: 5
Coding region: 35-1501 (488 amino acids)
Molecular function (GO): monooxygenase activity; heme binding; iron ion binding
Source: RefSeq, a predicted model, not a curated record